Cordyceps fumosorosea ARSEF 2679 is the source of this 2163-nucleotide messenger RNA. RefSeq names its product snf5/smarcb1/ini1. Gene Ontology annotation, biological process: regulation of transcription by RNA polymerase II; chromatin remodeling. Gene Ontology annotation, molecular function: transcription coregulator activity. The transcript has 2 exons. Gene Ontology annotation, cellular component: nucleus; nuclear chromosome; SWI/SNF complex. Lineage: Eukaryota; Fungi; Ascomycota; Sordariomycetes; Hypocreales; Cordycipitaceae. The record is from RefSeq and is a predicted model, not a curated record. The coding region runs from base 1 to 2163 and encodes 720 amino acids.
AUGGCGGCCACCCAACCCUCCGCGUCGUCGGCCUCGGCCGCCGCGACGCCCGCCGCCGCCAAUGCCUCCUCCGACAGCAGCAGCAACCCCAAGGCCUCUGCCGAAAACUCCCCCGCGCCAUCUCCCGCCCCCAUUGACCGCACAAAGGACUCCUUCACUAAGCUCAUGGUGGAGCGCUACACGUCCCGCGACGCCAUCGCCGCCGCCGCCCUGUCGGACCAGCUCAACCACACGCGCAUAUCCACGAGCUACCAGCGACAAAAGAUUAACGAGUACCGCCACAUUCGAACAGACUACCAGCCCGUAUUCACCCCCAGCAGGUUAUACGGCGAGGGCUACAUGGGCUAUGCCAACGGCUUCACCGAGAUCCACGCCCCGGCCCGCAUCCUCUAUCCCAGCCAAAAGAUUCGACCCGGUCGCCGGGCGACGCCUCCCCUUAAAUACCCACGCAAAGACAUGCUCAAGCAGGCAGAACUCCACGAGGAGCUUGUUCCUGUCCGCAUUGAAGUCGAGUGGGACAAAUACAAGUUGCGCGACACCUUUACAUGGAACCUCCACGAUCGCCUACUCCCCGUCGAGCUCUUCGCCGCCCAGCUCGUCGAAGACAUCGGCUUGAAGCCUCCUGCCACCCAGCCCGUGUUUGACCAGAUUGUUGGCCAGAUGCGCGAACAGCUCAACGACUUUUACCCCUUUGUCUUCUCCGAAGAAGACGCGCUCGACCCCGAGUUGCCCUACUCUGCAUAUAAAAACGACGAAAUGAGAAUACUGGUCAAGCUCAACAUCACCAUUGGACAGCACACCCUCGUCGAUCAAUUCGAGUGGGAGCUCAACAACCCCUCCAACUCGCCCGAAGAGUUUGCUGCCAACAUGGCGCGCGACCUCUCCCUCUCCGGCGAGUUCACCACAGCCAUUGCGCACUGCAUCCGCGAACAGUCGCAACUAUUCACAAAGAGCCUCUACAGCGUCGGCCACCCUUUCGACGGCCGCCCGAUCGAGGACUCGGACCUCGUGUCUGCGUUCCUGCAGACGCCCGUGCCCGCCGUCUUCCGGCCACAGCAGCAGGCCAAGGAGUACGCACCCUACAUGUACGAGAUGAGCGAUGCCGACCUAGACCGCAACGAAACCAUCUUCUCCCGCGAGCAGCGGCGCCAGAAGCGCUCGAUCAAUCGGCGUGGAGGGCCCCAGCUUCCCGACCUGCGCGAGCGGCAGCGCACCAUCCGCACCCUCGUCGUCUCGUCGGUGCUGCCGGGCGCCGCCGGGAACCUCGAGGAGUCGGGCCUGCUCAAGCGCGCCGCUGCCGGGAGCCGCAAGCGGCCGACGCGUGAGGGCGGCGACAUCUCCGAGUCGGAGGAGAGCGAGGACUCGGCGCCCGAAUCGCCGGCGCCGCCGUCGCAGAUUGCCGGCACUGCCAGGACGCGCGGCAUGCGCGGCGCUGCGUCGGCCGCCCAGCACCGCAUGUCCAAUCUCGGACGCUCCGAGACGCCCGACGCCGUCGCCCUGCAACAGCAGCACCACGAGGGACGCGCCUCGCGCCGUUUCCGCGAGGAGACCGAAGACAUCCCUCGCCUCGUCGUUACGCUCAAGGUUAAUAAGGAUAAGUUCCGCCGGCUGCUCCGCGGCGAGUAUCGCUUCGCCCAGACGCCGCCGUCCCAGCCCCCGACGCCGUCACAGGGAACCACACCCAAGGUGCCCGCAAAGGCCAUCCCGACCUCCACCCCGUCGCGUGGUAUCAGCACCACACCGGUGCCCAUUCCUCACGUGGUUGGAAAGUUUCCUCCUGGCCAGAUUGGUCGCCUGCCAGCGCCGCCGCCCGUACCAGGCCAACAACAUACUCCGCCCAAUCCUCCCGAGUGGCUCGUCCAGGCUCUCAAGGGCCUCGAGAAGAAGUAUCCCGAUGGCGACCGCUUCGAGGCCAUCAUGAAGUACUCGUACCUCGACCCCGUCACCGAGCUGCCCGUGCAGAUACACCCGCUGCCCGAUGGCGUCAAGUACGCAUGGCUGCCGCGUAUCCGCUGCCUCGACUGCACGGCGAAGCUCUACACGCCGGGCCCGGACAUGACGGCGCAAAAGUUCGAGACUCACCUGCGCUUCUCAGGCCACCGCGAGGCGGUGCGCAGCCGCAUGCAGGCCGAGGGUCGUAGCGGGUCGACCACUUCUACAUAG